AUGACUGGUAUAAUACUAUUUACGAUCAUUAUAAUAAUAUACCGCAUGCACCUCGUAACAUGUUUUGCUGCAAAUUACAAGGGUUUUUCAGUAUCAGAUAAAGGAAUAUUUUCAAAUUCUGUAUAUAAUGAGAUAACAGAGAACUUAUGUCAACCGACUGCUAUUCCAUUUGAACAAUUGUUAAAUUAUGGUAGCCCAUUAGUACUUAGUUUUACUUGCCCUGAUAAAAGCGUGAUAAGCAGUAUUGAAUACAUGACAGAUUCCUUAAAUUAUUAUAUAACAGGACUACGUUUUGGCUGUAGUGAUAGAUUGUCUAAUAUAUAUCUGGGUUCUCAAGAAUAUAAUUCAACUAAUGUUAAAGAUAGGUAUGAAGGAGAUGGCAUUAAUGAAGUUGCCUUUGGUUAUGAUGCUGUGGAACCAAUAAUUAGACUAAUUAAAGUAGUUAAAGAAGAAAAAUAUCCAAUUCCAUCAAAAAUGUUACUUUCAUAUAUGUCAAAAAGUGAAUCUCUUUAUCGUUCUUAUACAUUAUUAGGCGAUAAACCAACAGGUUUGUGUGCAGUAAUUAUUUUAAAUUCUCGUUUCAAAAAUCCAAUAAUAAGUAAUUUGAGGAUAAAAUUUGCUUCUGAGAGGCCAUUAAGUAAUAUUCCAUAUAGUGGUUUUGUAUAUACUGGUAUACCUAAAAUAUCAUUAAGUAAAGUUUUAGAUAAAAAUUGUCCAGCUAUUUCAGGAGUAGCACCGGGUACUGCAGAGGAUAUUUAUCCAUUUAUAAGUUGCCCAGAAGGAUACCAUAUAAUAGGAAUAAAUACUAUUUUAGGAGAUGAUAUAUCUGCUGCGAGCUUAAGGUCCAUAUCUCAAGGAUUUGAAGAGGAAAUAAAAUUGAAAGUGGGGUCUAAGGUGAAUUUAGAUUCUGAGAUUAAAGAUCUUGAAGAAAAAAACUGGAAAAAAGAUGCUCUUAUUGAUUCUAUAGAUUUUGAUUCCCAGGAUACAUCUACAUCUAACUUAGAUAUGACUGAAGAAAAUGAGUAUAGAACUGUAUCAAAUGGUGAGAUUUUAAUGUUAAAAUUUCUUUGUAAUGAUUACAUUACAUCAGUAAGUUUAGGGCAACCUCUUAGUAAUAUGACAAGUUGGAAUAUUUUAGAUUCUAUUCCGAAAGUUGAGUCUUGGGUUAAUUCUCAAACUUUACAAGAUAAAAAUUUAAAAGCUUUGAUCCAAAGUGAAUCUGAAAAAAGUAUAGUUCGUGGUACAUCUGAUGUUAAAUUAGGUAAUAUAAAUAAUUUAUUAAUUGGAUAUACUACUGGAAAACUUCAAAUUGAGGCUUUUAUAGAUACUCAAAGCACUUCAGGUUUGGGUAGACUCUCUGAAAUUGUUGAUCGUUACACAUUUGGCCCAACAUUUAUCUAUGCCAAUGAAUUUGUAGAUUUUCAAUUAAAUACUAGAAAUAUAAUAAAAUCAGUUCCUCAAGUUUACAUAUCUAAUCCAAUAAAUAGAAUAAAUAGUUACUCUGGUGAAUUUUUUACUGGUAUUUGUAGUCGUAUAAUACAAGGAACUUUUCUUAUUGGUCAUAUAGGUUUUUCUACUGCAAAGCUUAUCAAACCUUUUUUUCCACAAGUUUAUUUAUCUAGAGAUAUUAUUUUCGAAUCUGCAACAACUGAAUUCCCUUCUAAAUGUGAAAUGAUAAAAAAGAACAUUAAUGAACAUGAUGAAAACACGGACACCGUACGUAGUAGCUUAAGAUCUAUUCAGGGAAUAUUUAAAUGUCCUCCAGGAUUCUCAAUUGAAUCGAUUCAGAUACUUGUAAACUUAAAUGAAGAUCUUAUAGAAUCUAUGAGGUUUAAUUGUGGUAAUUCCUUUGAAUCAUUUAUAGUUUUGGGAUCCCCAAAUUAUAUGACUGAAUUUUCUAACAACUCCAAACCUAAUAUAAAUAUAAAUGGACUGAAAUUAAUUUCUACAGCUUUUAAUACUAAAGAUUUAUUUUUUGAUAAUAUAAAAAGUAUUUUGGCAGCUUUUUCAAAGCCUAUAUUUUCUUCAGCAUUGUUUAUACCUGAUAAUUUACUUCCUAUUGCUUAUUUCAAAGUUUUACAAACAGUUGAAGAUCCUAAAGUGGUUGAAAAUACUUUAUUAUUUAAUUCAAAACUAUAUUCUGCUAAAGAUCCCCAAAAAAUUUGGAAGGGUGGGGUACUCACACAGGUAUGCGCUGAUAUAUCUCCAGGAGGACUCAUCAGAAACCUCGGGUUUUAUUUUGAAUACCCCUUCAAACCAACAGUACAAAAAGCUAUAAAUGAUUACUAUGGAUAUGUAUCUCAAGGUAGUGGGACCUUAGAAGUUGAUCCCAAGAAUUUUAUCUGCCCUGAAAUGCUUCAUUCUCCUAGAGCACAGUUUCUCUUUAGCAAACAUAUUGAAGAAAUCAUAGUUCAGGGUCACCUACACCCUUUAAGCAAAAAAACAGCACUAAGAACUAUUAAUUAUAUCUGCCCAACUAAUAGUGUUAUUGAUAGAGUUGAAGUCACAUGGCAAUUUGAGAGGAAUCUUAAGACAAUGGACAUGCUAAAUCCAUUAUUGAAAUCUAAAAAUACUGGGGGCUCUAUUGCAGCUAUGAGAUUUUUCUGUAGUGAUGGCGAAUCUGUUUUAAAAAUUGGAGCUGAUGCAAAUCCAACACAUACACAGAAGGUAGUGGAAAUUCAUGAGGUAUUUCUUGGAUAUGAUGCACUUCCCAGAUCUCAAUUUGAAACCCUAAAAAAGACUUUAGUUGUAAAUAAGAGUAAUCAAAUAACUGAAGAUCUUUUAUUAACUAUACCUGGUGAUCCAGUAUCUUUUAAACUUAUACACGAAUCUUUCCCUGUGUCAACAAUUGUUAUGAACGUUGGAAGAGCUCAGUAUUAUACAUCUGCUACUGAAGCUCUCUCUACAGAUAAAAGCACUCAAAAAAGGGAAUAUCUCAAAUCUUUAAUUUGGCGAGGAGGUAAAUGGAAAGGUGUUUGUAUAGGAUUAUUAAAUAUUAGUGGAGGAAUUCUGAUUUCAAAUGAAUUUAGUAUUGUAUCUUUUGGAUCCUAUUUUGAAGAGCCUUCUCCAAUAGCUAAAAGGCCCUAUGAAGGGUUUCUAUAUACUGGAGUUCCACAGAUAAAUUUAGAUAAGAUUGUUUCAACUUGCAACAUGUCACAAUCUCCAUCACUGAAAAACAAGUAUUCAGGAUUUUCAGCAUCCUUUUUAUGUCCAAAUGGGACUUAUAUUGAGAGGAUUGGGUAUGGAACUGAGGAUAAGUCUAGUGACAAGAGUUAUGAAGCUCUUAAAAAUGGAACAGUUGUACUCCCAUCUCCAUAUAAAGAAUCCAGACACUUGGGUCCUCUGAAACAGAUCACAGCUUUACAUAUUGUAUGUAGUGAUGGAAUAUCUACUAUAACAAUUGGCCAACCCUCCAAAGCUGUUGCUUAUAGUAAACCUGGAAAAAUAGGAGCUAUAAGAAUUGGAUAUAUACAAUCAAACUCAAGCCUUAUUGACAAAUCUAUUAAUCCUUUGGAUUUGUUAACUCCUUCUAGUAUAGAUCUAUACUCAUCAGACUUAAAAUAUAAACUUUUGAAGUACUCAAACCCUCAAUAUCCAUCAUAUCUACAAAGAAGAAAUUUUUGGAAAGGUCAGAACUUACUUGCAGUUUGUGUAGAUUAUGCAGUUGUCCCAGAUGAAAAGGUAGCAAGAAAUAAAAUGAAUAAGAAUCAUCUUACUUGGACUGGAACAGGAACUAGAGUCCAAGAAACAUAUGCGAUAAUGGCUAUAGGUUUUGCUUUUCAAAAGCGAUCUACUGAGGCAGGAGACAAAGCGAAGACUGUUAAAAUAACACAGAAGUUACCAAAAGUUAAUAUAUCUAAAUCUAGGCGUAGUAGUAAGAAGGAUCACCCUACUAUUAUAUCUCAAAAAAAGAAAUUUAGACUCCCAUUGGUAUUUCGAAGUAAACUUUAG
Molecule: messenger RNA, 3951 nt
Organism: Cryptosporidium muris RN66
Lineage: Eukaryota; Apicomplexa; Conoidasida; Eucoccidiorida; Cryptosporidiidae
Exons: 1
Coding region: 1-3951 (1316 amino acids)
Source: RefSeq, a predicted model, not a curated record